GUUUAUGCAGUGGGCGUUCAUUGGCAUGGUCGGCGUUUUUUGGGUGCAGUUGAGCAUGCAGUUUCUUCACUAUGGCCUUCGCUGGUCGAAGUACAUCACCCGCACGGGCUGCGCCCUGGUACUGUGGAUACCGGUGAUGGUGGGCGUCGGUCUUGA
This is a messenger RNA of Symbiodinium pilosum, 156 nucleotides long. Lineage: Eukaryota; Dinophyceae; Suessiales; Symbiodiniaceae. The record is from the annotation of a GenBank genome assembly.